AUGUCUUUGAAUCAAAUGCAAAUCAAGCAGGAAAUCACCCUCCCACCUGGCCUGAGCAAAACCAAGCAGAGCCAAGAGCCUGAGCCUGUCCCAUGUCCACAGCAACAAUCUGAAGCCCAAGUCCCAACACCUUGCCCAGAACCAGUCCCAGUAGAAGAGGUGCCAUGCCCAGAAAAAACAAUGCCAUUGCCACCCCAGGUGGUGGAACCAGGCAAGGGAGAAGCACCAGUGGUUGUAAUACCCCAAUGUCCACCCCAGGAGCAGCAGCAGCAGCAGCAGCAGCAGCAGCAAUGCAAGGUGCCACCAGCUUUGCCUACUGAUCCUAUUCCAUGCCCUGAAGAGAAAUCAACGUGCAAAGAGGUUCCUGUGGCAGCCCCUGCUUCCUGCUCUGAACCCACUCAAAGUGUGCAGGAGAAGCAGGAGAGCAAAGAGAUCCCUGUGCCAGUUCCUGUUGUUUGCCCAGAACCUCCCUUGUGCUCUCAGGAGCAGCAGCAGUGCAAGGAGAUCCCUGUGCCCAUCCCUGCUCAAUGCCCUGAACCUGCACCAUGUACCCAGGAGCAGCAGGAGACCCAGGAGAUCCCUGUGCCCACCCCAUGCCCUCUAGAGAAGCAGGAGUGCAAGGAGACAGCCGUGCCAACCCCUGUUCCUGAACCCACACCAUGUGCCCAGGAGCAGCAGCAGUGCAAGCAGAUCCCAGUGCCCAUCCCUGCCCAAAGCCCUGAACCUGCCCCAUGUCCUCAGGAGAAGCAGCAGUGCAAGGAGACCCCUGUGCCAAUCCCUGUCCAACACCCUGAACCUGCACCCUCUCCUCAGGAGCAGCAGGAGACCAAGGAGAAUCCUGUGCCCACCCCAUACCCUGUAGAGGAGCAGGAGAUCAAGGAGAACCCUGCACCAGAGCAGAGCUCCCUUCCAGAGAAGCGUCCUCCCAUGGAGCAGCAGCAGGUCAAGCAGCCCAACCAGUGGCCACCCAUGCAGAAGUAA
Messenger RNA from Chaetura pelagica (chimney swift), 981 nucleotides. Its product is annotated as keratinocyte proline-rich protein-like. The record is from RefSeq and is a predicted model, not a curated record. Lineage: Eukaryota; Metazoa; Chordata; Aves; Apodiformes; Apodidae. The transcript has a single exon. The coding region runs from base 1 to 981 and encodes 326 amino acids.